Triticum urartu is the source of this 4069-nucleotide messenger RNA. RefSeq names its product serine carboxypeptidase 1. Gene Ontology annotation, biological process: proteolysis. The record is from RefSeq and is a predicted model, not a curated record. Lineage: Eukaryota; Viridiplantae; Streptophyta; Magnoliopsida; Poales; Poaceae. Gene Ontology annotation, cellular component: vacuole. Gene Ontology annotation, molecular function: serine-type carboxypeptidase activity.
UCCCUAAACCACCAUGCCGAACAUUUGCUGACUAGAUUUACAUACUUCGUUGUGUUCGAAGGACCUCCUUAGCUGUUGUGCCUUUCAAUUGACGACAAGACAAUUAUCUGACGUUCUCUGCACAUCGCCAUCCCAAUCGCCCAGCCCAUCCAACACUAGAAGGCGCCUUAUUUUGCGCAACAAGCUAGGAAUGUUCCUGCACAAUUUAAAUCAUCCCGCAGAAGUCAAACAAACAUACACGGAUGCUGAAAUGCCCCACUGAGAAUUGGAUAAUCCUUUUUGCAUGACCACCGUUCAUGAUCGUGAACGCUUUCUGUACCAAGUAAAACUUGACUUGAGCAUAAGAGUUGUUCUUUAUUCAAAAUGCUAAAAAAAAUUUGAUUUUGCAAGGAACCAGAGCACCAGCAGAAAGAAAUAUUCUUUGCUCCCUUUGUAGUCCUUGUGGCAUGCACAUCUUCCUUGCUCUCACUAACUUCUUUGUCAGUAUGAGUUGUCUUUGGGGAAAUUCUUCAUAUAUGUACACUAGUAAAAGGUGGGAUUCUCUGCCAAAGUUUAUGCUUCCUGCCCAAGAACUCGUCUUUCAACUCUAGCCCCAAAGUGGCAUCCCUGAGUGCAUAACGACCUACUAGAAAAACAAAACAAAAAGAAGGGAAAAAGAGAUGAAGCACACUAACAAAAUGGUAGUAUGAUGCCCCAAUUCAAAGACGACAAACGGACAAAACUGAAAAAAUAUUUGGAAAGAGAAAGUAACCAUGACCAAGCAGACUUUUUCUUAUAUUACCUAAAAGAGUGUAUUUCCCCAAAAGAAAUAUCUCAGGCCAGACAGGGCUGUUGUGAACAGCCAAUGUUAUCAGUAACCGUUGGUGAAAGUAUUGUGCUAUACUCACUGCUUAAGUUUAGCAUCUACUUUAUCACAGAAAAGUUCCAGACCGAAAGGGUAACUUGCUUGAAAGUCAUACCUAAAGAACAAAAUGGAAUAUGCGCAAACAAUUCCAUGGUGUAUCCAUAAGUCAUAUCAAACUGCAAACAGCAGUUCUUAAGAAACAUGCAUGAGAAGGAAUCAACAUUCUAGUACAUGGUAACAUAAUUCAUAAGGUGCCAGUCCAUGUCUACAGUGCUCGAGUCACUCUUACUCUCCAGAUUCUGUCAAUCUACUAAUUAUGUCGAAGAGAGUUGCCCAGUUAAUUAAAUAAAAACCAAGCACAAAGCAGAUUACAACCGUCUACCCAGGACACCACCGACAGACAUGGCCACACUUGCACAAACUCAACGCGCACUGUUCGGCAACUCCGACUUCACCAUAGGUGACCACAAAAGAAUAGCUAACCACAAAAGCUCCACAAAUCAAAAAGCCACAGCAGCCAACCAACACGCCAGCGAGAAGACAACUCUGAUUUUGAGGAUGAGCCUCACAGGAGAAAUGUGCAAGGCCUGCGCUGACCAGAUCCGCUGAAACUGGACCACCCUUCAUGUGUCAUCGUCACCACUUGGUCGACCUCAUGACAGGGAAGUUCUGAGUUAAUGGUAACAAGGCGAAACAGAGCACAUAGAAGUAGGGAACCGACGGACAAGCAAGAAAGCUGACUACCAAGCCAUGCCGCAACCCAACGUUGUUCGCCAUCAUCAUCGUUGGCAAAUCAAACGCAGAGCAAACGGGAUCCAAGCCAGCGGACCCGUAAUCCGCACCAAGAAAAGUGACCGGGAAGCCUUGUCACACAUAAAUAUGAUAUGCAAUACAAUGUAUGUAUGAUGAUGACCAGUUGCACUAAGCCAGAAUUGGAUGACAUGAGAAAUUUAUGUAUUCCAGCUUUAUGGGGCAAUUAUGCAAUGAAACAGCCUUCUUUUUAAACUCAAUUUUAGUUGGGCCGGAAUACACAACACAUCAGAAAAGUAAACUAAAGGUAAAGGUUUCCCGGGAAUCUUGAGGAUACAGUUGAGUGUACAAGAAGCUUAUGACGGUGUAUGAGAGAUCUCCUUCAGUGAAGGUCAGACAUACUCGUGCUAUUGUUGAUAAAAAAAAAGAGGGUGACAUUGCCACCAUGAUGUGGACAAUGCACUUAAUACAUAUUGUGAUAGAUGAAACACCCCCAAUCUGGCCUGAGCUGGGAAUAUGUCCUCCGGGAAUCAUGCUGAUUUUGUUAUAUCACAGUCGACGAAAAGGAACCAUCAGUUUAAUUGAACAAGAACACCAUUGACAAAUGACAACACAAACAUAGAUGCCAUGAUAAAGACAGAAUAUUAAGCGCCUUUGAGGGCCAACUUGGAGGGGGGAAAGGUCAAAGAAUCAACAAGAUUAUGGUUUCCUUGGAGGACUCCCACAACUAUACUGCAAACAGAAUGUCCCGCUAUAAAUGAAGAUUGGCCAAUGGCAACACAGCACAGGACCCCAAACACACAUGCACACGCUUCCUAUCAAGAUGAAAAGAGGCCUACUAGUAGUAUUUUGGUCCUUGUUCUGCCUCUGUGUGGCAAACACAGCUACUGGCAACAAGCCCAAACACCCUAUUGAGUUUGAUCAAUUAGAAAUAUCCAGGAAAUAUGUUCCAGCAAAACAGCAUGCAUCUGCGAGCAAGAGCCCUUCUAGUUCUUCAGUCCAUGGUGGCUCACAAGAUUAUCAGCGAAAGAGGGAUAAGAUUAUAGCAAUGCCAGGCCAGAUGGAGGAAGCGGAAUUCACACAAUAUGCAGGGUAUGUCACUGUGGAUGCAAAUGCUGGAAGGGCUUUGUUCUACUAUUUUGCUGAGGCUCCUCAAGAUCCUUCCAACAAACCACUAGUCCUAUGGAUGAAUGGAGGCCCUGGUUGUUCAUCCUUUGGAGCUGGAGCCAUGCUAGAACUUGGACCCUUCUCUGUCCAUAGUGAUAACAAGACACUGUACAAGAAAAAACAUGCUUGGAACACAGUAGCAAAUAUGCUGUUUGUUGAGAUCCCAGCCGGUGUUGGGUACUCAUACUCCAACGCGACAUCAGACUAUCACAACACUGGUGACAAAAGAAGUACAGAUGAUGCGUACACCUUCCUUGUCAAUUGGCUGGAGAGAUUUCCCGAGUACCGAGACCGUGAUUUCUUCAUAACCGGCGAGAGUUAUGCUGGCCACUAUGUACCAGAGCUAGCUAAUUUGAUUAUUUCUAACAACAGAGCCAGAGGUGCGACUAAUGUCAAGCUUAAAGGUGUUGCUAUCGGCAACGCAGACUUGCAAUACAAUUUGACUCUAAGAGCGACAUUUGACUACUUCUGGAUGCAUGCUAUGAUUUCUGGAAAAACCUACAGAACUGUACAGGCCAACUGUGGCUUCAACGGGACAUAUACUAAAGAUUGUGAUAAUGCCAUGAACUUGGCCAUAAAGGAGAAGGGUAAUGUUGAUGACUACAACAUCUAUGCACCAAUAUGCCGUGAUGCCUCCAGUCCUCUCAGAUCAAGUGACCCGGUGGUGUUCGGUGAUCCCUGCACAAAUCACUAUGUUUCAUCUUAUCUAAAUCGUCCUGAGGUCCAAAGAGCCCUACACGCAAACACCACAGGGUUGAACUACCCAUGGACGGAUUGCAGUCAACUUGUAUUCGAUAACUGGAAAGAUUCACCCGAGACCGUGCUGCCAUCGAUCAGGAAACUCAUUUCAAGUGGCACAAGGGUAUGGCUGUACAGUGGUGAUAUGGAUGCAGUAUGUUCUGUGACCUCGACCCAAUACGCACUGGACAUUCUUGACCUGCCCACAGAAACAUCUUGGCGCCCAUGGCGCGUCAACAAUGAGGUUGCUGGCUAUGUGGUUGGGUACAAGGGCCUGGUGUUUGCAACAGUCAAAGGAGCGGGGCACAUGGUCCCUUUUUAUCAGCCCCGCAGGGCCCUAGCGCUAUUCUCAUCCUUCCUAGAAGGAAAGCUUCCGCCACAAUGAUCUAAUUGUUAGGGAUAAAUUAGCACAUAUCUAUUGUAAAACGUCGAUAGCGAAGUCCGACCCCAAGAAGUCGCAUCCCUUCUCUCUCUCUUAACAUGUAAAUGUCAUCCUUUGGAUGCAUUCCCGCAGGCAUGCAUAUAUAUCCUUUGUAUCAGUGAAAUCAAUGAUGCUUGACCAUUCACUUC